Messenger RNA from Corylus avellana, 2860 nucleotides. It is a transcript of the gene WNK1, whose product is annotated as WNK family serine/threonine-protein kinase 1. Gene Ontology annotation, biological process: protein phosphorylation. Gene Ontology annotation, molecular function: ATP binding; protein serine/threonine kinase activity. The record is from RefSeq and is a predicted model, not a curated record. Lineage: Eukaryota; Viridiplantae; Streptophyta; Magnoliopsida; Fagales; Betulaceae.
UGAAAAACUCUCUCUCUCUCUCUCUCUGUGUUUGUCACGUUCCGUCGUGGGUGGGUGGCUCGGUUUCUAUCCGUUUAAAAAUGUGAUUGUGUUACAAAAAUCUUGUAAAAAACCCAGACCCUUUCUCUCUCUCUCUCUCUCUCUGAUGUAAAUAAUUGUUCAUUUCCACUCUCCAUCUUUCUAUCUCUAAAAGUUUUUUGAAAAGUAUUUAUUUUUCUAUAAUAAAUCCUCUGCGUGUGUGAGUGUGUGUGUCAGAACAGUAGAGGAAGAAGAGUCGCAAGGGGAAUCCCAAUCAUAGGAAAGAAAAAGGAGAGCAAAAAAGUGGAGGAAAAAUUGGAGAAUGAAUGGUCUACCACAUCUUGAACCAGAUCACUCUGAGUUUGUUGAAGUUGAUCCAACUAGCAGAUAUGGCAGAUACAAUGAAAUCCUUGGCAAAGGAGCUUCAAAGACAGUUUACAGGGCAUUUGAUGAGUAUGAAGGAAUUGAAGUUGCUUGGAACCAGGUCAAGCUUUAUGAUUUCCUGCAAAGCCCUGAAGAUCUUGAAAGACUCUACUGUGAGAUUCAUCUCCUGAAGACAUUGAAGCACAAGAACAUUAUGAAAUUCUACACUUCGUGGGUAGACACUGCAAAUAGGAACAUCAAUUUUGUGACUGAAAUGUUCACUUCUGGCACUCUGAGGCAGUAUAGACUAAAGCACAAGAGAGUUAACAUUAGGGCAGUAAAGCACUGGUGUAGGCAGAUCUUGAGAGGGCUUCUCUAUCUUCAUAGCCAUGACCCUCCUGUGAUCCACAGAGAUCUGAAGUGUGACAAUAUCUUUGUCAAUGGGAACCAAGGGGAAGUGAAGAUUGGUGAUCUCGGCCUCGCUGCGAUUCUCCGGAAGUCGCAUGCGGCUCACUGUGUUGGGACUCCAGAGUUUAUGGCUCCUGAAGUUUAUGAGGAGGCUUACAAUGAGUUAGUUGACAUUUACUCAUUUGGGAUGUGCAUCUUGGAAAUGGUUACUUUUGAAUAUCCAUAUAGUGAAUGCACUCAUCCUGCUCAGAUUUACAAGAAAGUUAUUUCGGGGAAAAAGCCAGAUGCUUUGUACAAAGUGAAGGAUCCAGAAGUGCGGCAAUUUGUGGAGAAAUGCUUGGCAACUGUCUCUCUAAGGCUUUCUGCUAGGGAGCUUUUGGAUGACGCUUUUCUCCAAAUAGAAGAUUGUGAAUAUGAUUUGAGAACAGUAGAUUAUGGUAGAGAACUAGAAGACACCAGUACUCUUAUAAGGCAGCCUCUCCUCAAACUUCAUCACAGUAAUAGUGCCUAUAGUAAUGGAUACACAAAUGAUUAUGCUUUAGAAGCUGAAAAUGAAUGGGGCUAUCAUCCAGUUGAGAUUGCACCAAAUGGAAUCGAACUUUUCGAGUACCAUGAUGACGAACAUCCCGAAGAUGAACAUGUCGACAUAAGUAUCACGGGGAAAAAGAGAGGAGAUGGUGGCAUCUUUUUAAGACUUAGAAUUUCAGAUAAAGAAGGCCGAAUCCGAAACAUUUAUUUCCCGUUCGACAUUGAGACGGAUACAGCAUUAAGUGUGGCAACUGAAAUGGUUGCAGAACUGGACAUUACCGACCAGGAUGUGACCAGAAUAGCAGAUAUGAUUGAUGGAGAAAUUGCUUCCUUGGUUCCUGAAUGGAGGACAGGGCCAGGAAUAGAGGAAACACCCCGCUUUGCUAAUCAAGGCUUGUGUCAUAAUUGUGCUUCCAACCAUACCUCUAGUGGCUCCUUCAUGUGUUUUCUGUCAAAUAAUCUUCAAUGCUGUAAAAAUGGAUGUGCUGCUUCAAUGCACGGGCGGUUCGAGGAGAUCACAUUUCAAGCUGAGGAGUCUGAGCAUCAUGUGAAAGAGGGUGACUUGGAUUAUCAUGAAAUCUGGGGUCAGCAUGAAAUCCCUGAAAUUAGGUCAGUUGGCUCUGGACAGAUCCCUUCUUAUGAAGAAUAUGAGAAACUGGAGCCCAUUCUUUCUCAUUUAUCAGGCUCCCAUUCUUGCUCCUUGAAGCCCUCAUUAUAUUGUGACAUGUCAGAAAACUUUGAGAAAGAAACCCAGCAGGAAUUAAGAUGGCUCAAAGCAAAGUACCAAAUGGAGCUGAGGGAACUUCGAGAUCAACAGCUACUACAUCCAUCAAAGUCUUCAACUUGUGGAAAUGGGGAACACAAAAUAGAAAAUGGGUUUUCGACGUCUCCCAUGAACAAUGGAUCUCCCAUGAAAUCCUCUGCUCAUGUCAAUAAGAGCUGCCCCACUUUGGAAACCCUAAGGGCCCGAAAUUGCGAGGCGAUGAAGGGUUCCUGUAAUGCAGAGGAUGUGGCCACUGCCAAGAGUUUCUACACUGGUUCUCUACUUCCUCACUCUCUUCACAGGACAGUUUCUCUCCCAGUUGAUGCUGUUGAUUUAUAAAUGUGUCAGCCACUCUGAAUUCUUUUAUAUCUAUAUAUUAUAUAAUUCCCUUAUACUCAUAGAGGCUGUAACAUUUACAUCAAAAUCCACCCUUUUUCCCCACUCUCUCUUGAUUACACUAUGAAUAGCGACCACAUAUAUGGUGUAUCAAAAUAAAUAGUGGUGAUGGGUGUUCCUAUUGAUUGGUGCUUGAAGGAUCUCAACUGUGAUGAGUCGGUUGACUUUUAUCUCCACACAUUGUGUCCAACACAGCCAUAUUUGUAGUGGUAGGAUCUUCAAGUGCGGCGACUUGGAUGAGCACAAAACCGUGAUGGAUAUAAGCACAGAUUUGAACAACAAAGGUUGGUAGGGUCCCCUAGUAUAAAGACUUGGUUCAACUUCACUCGGUGUCGAUGUUACAGCGUAUAUCACCAUUUUAUCGCAAUUCGUUUUCACGUGUCA